This is a messenger RNA of Acanthosepion pharaonis, 576 nucleotides long. NCBI's taxonomy places the organism in Eukaryota, Metazoa, Mollusca, Cephalopoda, Sepiida, Sepiidae. The record is from the annotation of a GenBank genome assembly.
AUGGUUCCCUCAGUGGAUAAACCGGGAGCCCGUCCCCCAGGAUGGGAUCGACCUGAGCUGAUCUAUCUAUCUAUCUAUCUAUCUAUUUAUCUAUCUAUCUAUCUAUCUAUCUAUCUAUCUAUUUACUCUGUACUCUCUUCAUAUCUAUCUAUCUAUCUAUCUAGACAACCAUCACUUUUACCAAUAAUUUUAACGUAUCCUAAAUCUAUAUCAAAUAUCUAUCUAUCUAUCUAUCUAUCUAUCUGUCUUCUUCCUUUCUUUCUAAUUUUAUCACCUCAAUCAUUUACUUUCUCUCUUGGUUCUCUUUACUUUUUCCGUGUCAUUUGGUUUCCAUUAUUAUUUUCCAAAUACGUUUUCCUUCUUUCUGUUGGAUUUCCAUUUUCUUCUAAUAAUUUCCUUUCUUUUCUGUUUCUUUCUCUUUUCCUCAUUCUUGUUUUAAUCUCAUCUUUCUGUUUUCGUUGUUCCUUUUCUCUUCGUUCGGUUUUAAUUAUAUUCUUGCUUUCUCGAUUACCUUUUCUUCUCUCUUUACUUUCCCAUCAUUUUUUUCCUUUUCUCUUCACUUUUUCUUUCUUUUGA